GGUUGGGAUGAUCCUAUGGGGUUGGAAGACAACCCUACGGGGUUGGGAUGAUCCUAUGGGGUUGGGACCACUCCUUUGGGAUUGGGAUGAUCCUAUGGGGUUGGGAUGAUCCUAUGGGAUGAUCCUAUAGGGUUGGGAUGAUCCUGUGGGGGUUGGGUCCACCCUAUGGGGCUCGGGUCCACCCUAUGGGGCACGGGUCCGCCCUAUGGGGCUUAAGGGUCCUCGCUAUGGGGCUCGUUGCGCCCCACAGGCGCAGCAGGAGACGCAGCGGGCGGCGCUGCGCUACGAGCGGGCGGCCAGCAUGCACAACGCCGCGCGCGAGAUGGUGUUCGUGGCCGAGCAGGGCGUCAUGGCCGACCGCAACCGCCUGGACCCCACCUGGCAGGAGAUGCUCAACCNGACCCCAAAACCCAUCCUACAUUCCAUGGGCUGGGACCAACCCAACCCAACCCAACGUUGGCCAACCCCAACCAGGCGCCGACCUCUCUCCGUCCCCUUCCCCCAGGAGCACAAAGCCAAGGUGACGGCGCUGGAGGAGCGCGUGGCCCAAGCGAAGACGCGCUACUCAGUGGCCCUCCGCAACCUGGAGCAGAUCAGCGAGCAGAUCCACGCCCGCCGCCUCCAACGCCUCGUCCUCCGCCGCGCUUCGCCGGUGGGCGCCGAAUCCGGCAGCCGGGGCGCCGAGGGACCGCCGGCCGACGCCGUGUCGGUGUUGAGCCUCCAAACCAUCGCCUCCGAUCUUCAGAAAUUCGAUUCCGUCGAGCAUUUGCUCGGCCUCUCGGACGCCACCAGCCUCCAUGGCGAAGAGACGGAGGAGCCGGCGCCGCAGCGCGGCGGGCACGGACGCUUCCGGCAUCACCGCAGCAUCAGCCUUUAACCUGCGCUCUUCCUCUUCCUCUUCCAUCCGAACGGGAUGGAAGGACGGACGGACGGACGGACGGACGCGCGCCCUCGGUGCUCCGGUAGAAGGGCGAAGGGCGAUGUUGGCCGGCUUUGGUUCGCCGAAGAAGAGCGUCCGUUGGGUUUCGGUUGGGUUGGCCAAGGCUCUACCGGCAGUGCCGGCUUCUUGGGCGGCCAAAAACGAGGGGAAAAAAAACCCGAAUUUGGGCGCCGUGGGGGGGUGUGUUUGCCACCGAAACAUCACGUUUUGGGUGUCCCAUCUGCUCGUUGGCCAAAAUGGGGCGAAAAAACCCCAAAUCGGGCACCGUGGGGGUGCAUUUUCCCCCUAAAACGUCGCUAGUUGCGUCUCCCAACACCAGUUGGGUUUCCCAUCUCCUCGUUGGCCAAAAUGGGGGGAAACAACCCAAAAUCGGGCACUUUUCCAAUGCGUUUUGCCCAGACCACCACUAGCUGGGUCUCUCAUCUCCUCGUUGGCCAAAAUGAGGGGAAACAACCCAAAAUCGGGCGCCAUGGGGGGGUGUUUUCCCCCUAAAACGUCGCUAGUUGGGUCUCCCAACACCAGUUGGGUUUCCCAUCUCCUCGUUGGCCAAAAUGGGGUGAAAAAACCCAAAAUCAGCCGCUUUUCAGAUGUGUUUUGCCCAGACCACCACUAGCUGGGUCUCUCAUCUCCUCGUUGGCCAAAAUGAGGGGAAACAACCCAAAAUUGGGCACUUGGGGGGGGGUGUUUGCCACCAAAACCGCAUCAGUUGGGUGUCUCGACCUCUAGCGUGAGUGCUGCCUCUUCAUUGGCCGAAAUGGGGUGAAAAAACCCAAAAUCGGCCACUUUUGAGAUGCGUUUUCCCCCAAAACACCACUAGUCGGGUCUCCCAUCUCCUCGUUGGCCAAAAUAGGGCGAAAAAACCCAAAAUCGGGCGCCGUGGGGGUGCGUUUUCCCCCUAAAACAUCGCUAGUUGGGUCUCCCAACACCAGUUGGGUUUCCCAUCUCCUCGUUGGCCAAAAUGGGGGAAAAAAAAA
Messenger RNA from Numida meleagris (helmeted guineafowl), 1914 nucleotides. It is a transcript of the gene SH3BP5L, whose product is annotated as SH3 binding domain protein 5 like. The coding region runs from base 206 to 877 and encodes 223 amino acids. Gene Ontology annotation, molecular function: protein kinase inhibitor activity. The record is from RefSeq and is a predicted model, not a curated record. The transcript has 2 exons. NCBI's taxonomy places the organism in Eukaryota, Metazoa, Chordata, Aves, Galliformes, Numididae. Gene Ontology annotation, biological process: negative regulation of protein tyrosine kinase activity; intracellular signal transduction. Gene Ontology annotation, cellular component: cytoplasm.